GCAGCACCCGCAGCACUCUCGCCCACAUAUAUCCUCGAAGUUGACAUGACCGGCGGCGUCGCACUGGACACACAUUCGCACCUUGUCGACAGAAUCAACGGAGGAGCCAUGGACGUCGAUGCGCCGAGCAAUGCAGCGCUUUCAGUAGCAGACUCAACUGUGACAGGCCGACUUCCUGUCACCGUCAACAAGCCUACCCCCUUCACAUUUGACCUGGGCAACCUGCUCGCCCACGACCCCAAUCCCGUCCCCGCCGAGGCAGACGAAGAGGCCCUGGCUGCCACUGCGCGCGAUGCCGCACAGGCCCUUAUCAACCAGCUGCUCUCUACCUGCCAAGUCAAGUCUACCUCAGAGGGCGUCCACCUUGUCCUCCCUGCCCCGCAAAUGGCCCUACCCCGCGAGAAGCCCAUUCCUGCAGCCAAGGAACCGACCAAGUGGGAGCGCUUUGCCGCCAAGAAGGGUAUCAAGGACAAGCAGCGCGACGGCAACAAGGUUUACGACGAGGCGACCGGCGACUGGGUACCCAAAUGGGGCUACAAGGGCAAGAACAAGGAGGCAGAGAGCUCCUGGCUUGUUGAAGUCGAUGAGAAGAAGGAAGCCAAGACAGGAAAGGCGCACGACGCGAGGGCUGAUAGCAGGCACGAGCGCAAGGAGAGGACCAGGCGGAACGAGAGGAAGCAGCGCGCGAACGACGCAAAGUCUCGAAAGCCUGGCGUCUAGAUUAGGCGCAAUGAGGCUUGAGGGAAAGAGAUGAGCAGCUUCGUCAUGUUAUGCAUUGGGCGGCGUUAUCAACCUGGGAUAUAUCCGACUUCAAAGGCGUAUGAGGUCUAAAAGCAAGGCUGUGUGCAGCCAGAUCAAUGUAUGGUAGAACUAGGAGGUUUUUGAAAUCUACCAAGUCAAACGCUCAGGAUGUUCUCUUGAAUGUUGCUUCAAUC
Didymella exigua CBS 183.55 is the source of this 935-nucleotide messenger RNA. RefSeq names its product RRS1-domain-containing protein. Gene Ontology annotation, biological process: ribosome biogenesis; endonucleolytic cleavage in ITS1 to separate SSU-rRNA from 5.8S rRNA and LSU-rRNA from tricistronic rRNA transcript (SSU-rRNA, 5.8S rRNA, LSU-rRNA); ribosomal large subunit biogenesis. The transcript is spliced from 2 exons. Lineage: Eukaryota; Fungi; Ascomycota; Dothideomycetes; Pleosporales; Didymellaceae. Bases 46 to 720 code for a protein of 224 amino acids. Gene Ontology annotation, cellular component: nucleus; preribosome, large subunit precursor; nucleolus. The record is from RefSeq and is a predicted model, not a curated record. Gene Ontology annotation, molecular function: protein binding.